Molecule: messenger RNA, 426 nt
Organism: Drosophila biarmipes
Lineage: Eukaryota; Metazoa; Arthropoda; Insecta; Diptera; Drosophilidae
Product: outer dense fiber protein 3-B
Exons: 2
Coding region: 143-385 (80 amino acids)
Source: RefSeq, a predicted model, not a curated record
UUUACCAUUUCACUUUUAUGCUAGGGAGAUGGAAGGAGUUUGCUCAGUGUCUAGUUGAAUCUCAUUCGGCAAACAACUCUUUACAGAGUUUCAAAAUUUUUCAAAAUUUUCUGCAAUUUUAGCAAAAAAAAACCAAUAAAACAUGUCGAGCAAUAGAUCUAUCGGACCCGGACCUGGCGCCUACAACCUGCCCAGCACUUUCGGCUACCACAACUGCGACAAGCGGAUGCAACGAAGCCCCCAGUUCUCCUUUGGAACAUCCUCGAGAUCCUGCAAUAGUCCGAGGAAAGUCGAGGGACCCGGACCGGCUGCCUAUCAUCCGGGCAAGGCCACGCGCUUUGGACGGCCUCCAGCCGAAGAGCACUCUAUAUACAGUCGUCGUUAAUUGGUUACAAUAAAUUGUCUAGUCUAUACCUUCUAACAUAA